AUGGUUUAUAUUGUUCUUGGCUUAAACUAUAUUCUUUUAUUGGAAUUUGAGAUCAGUUUUGAUAUUUGUAAAUGGGUUCAGUCAUAUGGUUAUAGGCCUGCUAAGGCUCUGAUGUUAUGGAAACGUCUCUAUGGGGAUAAUAUUUGGGCUCAAUGCAGUGAGGAAUUAGAAGGUUUGAAUAAGGAUUUCAGGAAAAUGUUAGGUGAACAUGCUGAAUUUAAGACGUUAAACUUGAAAGAUAUUCUGACAGCGUCUGAUGGAACUAAAAAGAUGUUAUUCAAGUUGGAAGAUGGUCUGGUAAUAGAAACUGUUCUGAUACCUUGUGAGCGGGGCAGGAACACUGUCUGUAUAUCUAGUCAAGUAGGUUGUGCCAUGAAUUGCCGGUUUUGCUAUACCGGCAGUUCUUGA
Messenger RNA from Solanum lycopersicum (tomato), 408 nucleotides. The record is from RefSeq and is a predicted model, not a curated record. Lineage: Eukaryota; Viridiplantae; Streptophyta; Magnoliopsida; Solanales; Solanaceae.